CGUUAAUUCAUUUUGUAUUAGUGGCCCUUUUUUUUUUUAAAAAAAAAAACAAAUAUCUACUGAUUCACAUUGUCCUAAGGUGAAGAAUCUUUGUUUUACAAUAAAGCAGACUAAACCCUUUGUCUGAAACCUCGCGCUUGGAGAACCUGUGAAUUUGAAAUUUUUCUUUCUGGUCUCAGAUCAUACAUACCUUGGAAAAACCGCCCAUGUUUUGCCUUAGGAAAGUAAUUAAUAAACACGCUCAUCUUGAGAAUGAACUUUUGCUGAUAUUUCGGUGUCAUCGCCUAGGUAGAAGUGGAACCAUACAAGAUUUGGGGUCACGUCGAUAUAAAGGUACAUCAUCACGUCGAUGGAUGGAUAGACAAUCUGCUGAUCCAUACACUAAGAAGAGUUUGGCUGAUGGAUAUAGAUCAAGAGCCGCUUACAAGCUCAUAGAGAUAAAUCAGAAACACAAGAUCUUCAAAAAGUCAACUAAGAAUAUAGUUGAUCUAGGUUUUGCCCCAGGUGCUUGGACCCAAGUGGCUCUUGCUGAAUUUGCAAAAUUAGGUCUAAGUCCCAAGAUUCUAGGUGUGGAUCUAAUCAAUUGUGCUCCUCCGCCUGGAUCCCAUUUCAUAGAGGGCGAUAUAUUUUCUCGCAAGACACAUCAAGAGAUUGAUUCUUUUUUUUCAGAAGAAGGAAUUGAUGUCGUUCUAAGUGACAUGAUGUGUAACUCCACAGGGAAUGGUGAGCUAGAUCACUAUGGCAGCAUGGACAUUUGCGAGGGUGUGUUAAUCUUGACUAAUAGACUUCUUCGCCAAAAGGGCACUUUGGUGAUGAAAUAUUUCUCGGGAUCUCAAGAUCGAGAGAUGCGCCAAAAACUAGAGAAAAUGUUCGAUAGAGUUUUCACAAUGAAACCGCAUGCUUGUCGCCAAAGUCUGAGAGAAAUGUAUAUGAUAGGUCUUGGCAAGAGGAUUCAGAAAAGUAACAAAUUGUAAAACAUAUCCGUUCUCAUGUAUGAUAUGGCGUAAAAAAGGAGAACCAAGCCAUUACAUGAAGCUCACAACAUCAUAUAUAGCAAAUACUCUAUAGCUACAAAAAUUAGACGUGAGA
This is a messenger RNA of Metschnikowia bicuspidata var. bicuspidata NRRL YB-4993, 1089 nucleotides long. Its product is annotated as 21S rRNA (uridine2791-2'-O) methyltransferase. The transcript has a single exon. Gene Ontology annotation, cellular component: mitochondrion. Gene Ontology annotation, molecular function: rRNA (uridine-2'-O-ribose)-methyltransferase activity. NCBI's taxonomy places the organism in Eukaryota, Fungi, Ascomycota, Pichiomycetes, Serinales, Metschnikowiaceae. Gene Ontology annotation, biological process: RNA methylation. Bases 354 to 974 code for a protein of 206 amino acids. The record is from RefSeq and is a predicted model, not a curated record.